AGUGUCGGUCGAUCCCUCGCCGCGAACGCGCGCGCCAACGAUUCCAAAUUUUAAAUUUCCGAACGUGAUUCGAACGUCGCGUGUGUUUUUAAAGUGCGUUUUCUGAGGAUUAACUCCCGAAUACAGUGCAGUGAAUACUCUUUGGAUUACUGUUGUGACGUCGAAUGCGUAUAAUUGACCCGAAAGAAAAAAGCGACUAACCAUGUUAUAGUUUAAAAACCUUAUUUUAAAAAGUGCAAAAAAGUAAUACAAUCGUAAAAUAGUCUUUACAGUGAUGUGUUUAAGUGUGAUUUUGUAAUGGUGUGACGUACGAGUGGCGAGCGCUGUGAUUGGUCAGACGCUUCAAGAUGGCGUCUGUAAUCUUGACAGUUCUCUGUCUUUUGGCGGGAAUAUCCGGCGCGGUCUACGCUGAAACAGGCCACGCGUCCGCCCUAGUAGGCUCCACAGCCCGGCUCCGCUGCCGCCUCGACGCGGCGCUCUGCGGGGCCAUGCACAGCGUCAAGUGGUACAAGUCGGAGCGGCGCGUGUACGUGUACUCCGCCGCGCGCGACGCCGCCGUCGACCGGCCCGAGGGCGACAUGAUGGACAGGCUCUCCAUAUCCCACGAGCCUAACGCCUCACACGCCGAGCUGGUGAUCCGGCGCGUGCAGCCGACAGACGAGGGGUUAUACAGAUGCGAGAUCACAUACCUGCAAGUUGGAGAAGACUGUAUUACGGUGCAGCUGACGGAUUUUCAUACUUAUGUGAAACCGAAAUCAGUAGAAGUCCUGUUCGAAGAGACGCCACAACCCAACGGAGCGAUUAUAGGCCCUCUGCUCGAGAGAACAAGGGUGGAUAUCACGUGCGUGGUGCGCGAAGGAAAGCCUCAGCCUAAGGUUGUGUGGCUGUUCAACGGCAAAGAGAGGCUUGAUGCUAAGACAACCACCCCGGACAACUCAACAGUGCAACACACGCUGCAACUGACAGUGACGCGCGGCGAGCUAAGCGGACAACUGCGGUGUAGUGUCACUUCGGCGGCGCUAGAUGGCGCUAUGACUAGUGAUGUGGCUCUCGAUGUUCGAGUGCCUCCCAACAAGAUCUCGGUGUCUGGCGUAGGUGAACACGUGACCCACGGUACCCUGGUCACGCUGGUGUGCGCGGUCAGUGGCGCUAAGCCCGCCGCCACCCUCACCUGGUUCAACGGGUCGGAGGCCGUGGAUCACACUACGCGCGAUGUCAAGACAAUGGAGAUAGCAUCGGGCGACUCCACAUUCGAGACGGUCUCCAACUUCACGUUCGAGGCGACUCGCUUCGAGAACGGGCGGCGCUUCCGCUGCGAGGCUCUCAACGAUGUCAUGCGGGAGAGGAAGGAACCAGCUAUUCAUGCUACUAGGGAGCUGGAGGUCUGGUACCCGCCGAUAGUCCAUGUGGAGCCGAGCAACGUGACGGUGGUGGAGGGCACCAAGAUCCUGCUCAAGUGCAACUACGAGAGCAACCCCUCCUCGCUCACUGAGGUUAUAUGGUUCAUAGACAACAAGCGCAUCGACACCAACAACACGGCGCGCUAUGAGGGCGGCUCCACGGACCAGCAAGCGCUCAUCAUCACCAAGUCCACUGGCAAGGACAUGGGGAACUACAGCUGUCUGCUGGCGAACGCUGUGGGCAACGGGACCAGCGAGGGGACGAUUGAUGUUAAUAUUUUGUACAAGCCCAAGGUCUCCCUAACCAUGUCGUCUCCAUCUCCCAUCCUCGAGACGGAUCACAAGAACGUGACUCUGACCUGCGAGGUGGUCGCCGGGAACCCUCGUGUGCUGGAGGAGGUCAUCUGGUACUUGGAUGGAGAGGUCUUGAAGCAUCUGCCUGAGUGCAACGGGACUGAUGGUGAAGACAACCUAUGCAACGAGGUGGACCCGUCCAUGCUGCUGCUCCAGGACACGACGAAGAGCUUCCACGGCAACUACUCGUGCAAGGGCAAGAACUCCGCCGGCUGGGGACCCGAGAGCAGGAAGACUGAGCUGGUGGUCUACUACCCCCCCGGGCCGGCCAAGCUGACGUACUCUCCGUGGCGCGUGGUCAAGGGCAAGUCGCUGCUGCUGACGUGCAGCAUACAGGAGACCGGGCGGCCUGAGGCUAACAGAUUCCGCUGGCACCGCGGCGGGCGGCUCGUCACCGACAUCGUGGCGUCCAGCUGGCUGCUCGACCCCGUGUCUCUGGACCACCGGACCAACUUCUCCUGCCGAGGGUUCAAUCUGGGCGGAGAUGGGGACCCGUCUUAUGUGUCUAUUGAUGUUAUGGCGCCUCCAAGCUUCAAAAAGGCGAUGAAUCAAUACAGCGGCGCUUUGUACAAGUCAUCCAACAUAUCGCUAACCUGCACAGUAGAGUGUGCUCCGCUCUGCAGCGUGCAAUGGCUGAAGAACGGAGAGGUCAUCGACCCGGAGAAGACUGAUAGGUACUACGUGGUGGAACGCAAGAUCGAACCUCAAGUUAACAGGAACGACUUUGAGGCUACAGAGAGCACUUUGUACUGGAACAUGACAGCGUGGCCGGGCCACGUGCUGGGCCGAGACGACACGGCGCGCUACAUGUGUCGCUCGUCGCGCAACGACGCCGGCCCGGGCGUGAAUAGCACUACGAAGUUUGCUGUUGAGUAUGAACCAGAAAACAUCACGGUCACUCCAACAGUGGUGCAAGUUAUUGAGACUGAGAUUCCCGGCAAAGUCGUCUGUCAAGCCAGCGGCUUCCCCGUCCCGUCCUACUCGUGGCGCCGCCAGUCCCCCUCCAAGUCUACCUCCAAGGAGCACUCCAACUCCUCGCUGGUGCUGUCCAGCUCCAACACGCUCUUACUGCCGCCGGCUCAGAGGAAGGACGCCGGGAACUACGUGUGCGAGGCGUAUAAUAGACAUGGGGCUGUCAGCACUAGCGUGUUUGUUGAUGUGCUGUUUGUCCCUGAAUGUGGAAUCAAGCAGAUAGAGCUGGACGGCUGGCAGGUGCUUCAGUGCUCGGCGCAUGCCAACCCGAGCGAGGUGUCUUUCACGUGGAAGCUAAAGAACGACAACGACAGUCUAACCGACGAGAAGAUCUGGAAGAGUGGACAGCAGAGCUACUUGCGCCUCAGCGAGAGUGUCGACGUCUACAGAACAUACCUCUGCUAUGCCAACAACUCUGUCGGCAUUUCGAGGGCUUGCGAACGAGAUAUACCAGCAACACCAAAAGUCUGGUGGCGUGACCAACAGCAGUUGAUUCUGUUCGGAGGGAUCGCUCUGGCGGUGCUCGUGUUGACUGUGAUCCUCUGCAUCAUCAUUAUCUGCGUCUGCAGGCGGAUGCGGGCAAAAUCUAAAUGCCCACCCACGAAUGGCGUAGAUAGUGCAGCGAACGGGCAACUCGGAGCAGACAAUCCUGGUCUGUACGAGAAUUUGCCGUUCCACGGACUUCAACAAGCACCGAAUAAGCCCGUACAAGCUAUCCAACCGAGAGUUGUCGACACAAGGAAAACUGCUGAUGGGAUUGAAGCUUUACAAAAACAACUGACUACUAACCCGUCCUUUACACCAAGGAUCGUGUCGUGUCCACCUUUUGUGCAAUCUCCUUUAUCGUAUCAAGUGGGAUCACCAUCAAGUUCUCAAUAUUCAUAUGGAAUGCCGGUAAUUUCACCGAUUCAACCAAUGUAUCCAGCAUUACAUCAAACGGUGUUAUUAAACGCUUGUCUGCCACCAAUGCAGCCAUCUUUUUUAAAGCAAUUUCCAACUAUUGAUGAAGAAAGUGAACCAGAGACCCGAAAGUUUGCAUCUCUGAAUACUAGAAACAGUAAAAAGCCGCAACGGUUUCAAUCGAUGCGAGCCAUCAGAAAGAGAAAUAUAGAGAGAUUCUAUCCAAAUACGGAAUACGGUGAAAAUUUCAAUGAGAUUAACAAUAAUAAAGAUAACCAAGAUAAUUCCGAUAGAGAACAUGGUAUUUACGCAAACUAUCCUGCAUUCCUAAAUGGGAACACUAAUAUUAGUGGAGUGGAAGUGUUUGAAAAUUUAACUGACUCUAUACAAGUAUGUGAACUACCCGAUGAAUCAGUGAACUUAUCAACCGAAUCUUUAAAUCGGCCUGUGCCUGCUCCACGAACUAAAAUAACACCUUAUUCCUCUCCAACCAAGACUGACCAUGUUUACAUGAAUUUGUCAAUGCCCUUGAUAAAUACGACAAAAUUCUUUAAGUCCCAUGAUGUCAUAGAUGCUCCAGUGAGACCUUCAAGGUCUGUAAAUGACUUAUCAAAGCCCAUAAUGACUUUGCCGAGAAGAAAAACCAAAGAUGACGAAGAGAAAAAAAUACCUCCUCCAGUUGCUAAGAAGCCAGGUAUUGAAAAAGCUGAAGCAAGUAUUCUUGAUGAAGACGCAAAUGAUGAAAAUGAGGAUAACAACGAUGAUAAACCAGUCUUGACGAAACCAAAUAUUAUAGGAGCUACACCAAAGAAAAAUACAUCAAUUAUAUUGCCUUCUACCUCUUUAGUGAAAUCAGUUGAUGAUUCAUUAAAAGCUGGAUCGAAACAAAUGAACAGAGUUGGUUUACCAGUCCGUCAAGUUAUCUUACCGGAUAAAACUUUGAAAAUACCAAAGCUUCAAGAAAAAUCUGUACCAAAGAAAUCAUUAGUACGUCGUAGCAAUUCUGUACAAAGUAAUUUAACUGUUUCGUUGGAUAGUAGACAGUUUCAGGAUACUAACAUACUUCAGCAGCAAUACCUUCAAAAACACAAUCACUUUGUAAAUUUAAACUCCAAAGGCAAAAACAAAAAGAAUUUCCAGAUACCACUGCAAAAAAAUCACAGCUUUUGUUAUUUUCAGCCAGUAAGAGUAGAUAAACGAAUACCCGUAGAUCAAGAGAGAAUGUAUAACAACACAAUUGGACCUCUCAUCUAUCAACCAGCUGACGUCCAAUAUUACACUAAGACCCUCAAUAGAAGUAGAGACAAAAAUGAACAAAAACUAAGUAGGCUUAAGAAGUCCGAAAGUCUCCGGGAAAAGUUAUCUUGUGUAGGAGUAUACGAUCAUUAUCAAAAGCCAGAUUACCCUGAACAGGACUGUAGUGAGCCCGAAAGAAGAUCCUACCUACAACUACUGAAGGGCAACUACAUAUCGAACUCAACAAGAAAUCUAGGCCCAGAGUUCUACAAUCCAAACUACAACAAAACUCUAAGAGAAGACAGAAAUAAAGAGUCAAAGCAUAAAAAACUAGUUUAUGCAGAUUUAGCUUUAGGUAAUCAUAAUUUAAAAUUUAAAAAUACAGUAAACUCUAAUAGACAUUUGUAUGAUACUUAUUCGAUACCAAAUGCGGAUGAAUCUAACCGAGAGCCUAACCAAGUUAGUAACACAAAUCAAAGAAAAAGCAGCCACGGCCAGCCGCGGAGCGAAUAUGCGACGCUGAAAUUCAACGAGAUAGACGUUUGAAGGCGUUUACCAAGAGCGACACAUACAUAUUUUAGAAGCCGUUCCAACUGGAUGAUCAGCUGAUCUACGCUGAUGCAGACCUGAAAGACUACGGACCUAUUAACUACAAGGCAGCGUCAAUCUACUCA
Molecule: messenger RNA, 5536 nt
Organism: Plutella xylostella (diamondback moth)
Lineage: Eukaryota; Metazoa; Arthropoda; Insecta; Lepidoptera; Plutellidae
Source: RefSeq, a predicted model, not a curated record